Messenger RNA from Adineta steineri, 2979 nucleotides. NCBI's taxonomy places the organism in Eukaryota, Metazoa, Rotifera, Eurotatoria, Adinetida, Adinetidae. The record is from the annotation of a GenBank genome assembly.
AUGACAUUGACAGAACAACCAUCAACACGAAUGGUUGUCUUUCAUAAUGUCGUGUUUAAAAAUGACAAUGGUUGUGAUAAUGAUAAUGGUAUGAUUUCCGUUGGAUUACCAAUUAAAAAACAAGCACAACGUGUAGAAAGAUCAAGUGUUUUUGAACGUUUAUCAAAGCGUCUUUCAAAUAUCUCUCAUUCAACAGCUCCUAAUGAAACUCCUCCUCCACCAUUGAAAUCUUCAUCACAACCAGCAACAUUUGUUUUAUCACCACCAUUAUCAUCUUUCGAACGACAAAAUUCUUCCGAAUCAGAUUUAAGUUUAUCGAAAUUAGAUAUAACUGAUGAAUAUUCUGGUAUAGGAGGAGGAAAUGAAUCAUUAAAUACAUCUCAACAAACAAGUGAAUUAGAUAUAGCAGGAAGAAAAACAUCUGGUUCAACAACUAGUCAUAGAUUUACUGAUUCAUUUCGAAAUAUUUAUUCACGUUUUUCACAAAAACGUUCAAUAACGAAAACAAAUACAUCAACAUCAUCAUUUGGUAAACAUGAUACAACAACAAAGAAGAAUGAAAACAAUAUUCGAUUACAACUUUCAUUUCAAUAUAAUAAUCAUCGAAAAGAAUUUCUUGUUACGGUACACGGUGCUAGAGAUCUUAAUAUACAACAAGGAUCGUUUGCUUGUCAAUUAUCCAUGCAAUAUGGACGAGAUUCAUUAUCAAAAGAACAAAAAUGUACAAAACCACAGACAUGUUCUUCUGGUAUUUGUAUAUGGAAUCAACGUUUAACAUUUUUUGACAUUGAUACACUGAAUAAUUUAUCCUUAUGGAUAAAAUUAGUUGAUCUUGAUCGUAAUCAAGAAGUCCUUGGCGAGAAUUGUAUUGCAUUAAAUGAUACACAUAUAAAUCUUAAUGGAUUACCCGAAUGGUAUAACUUAACACCUAAAUAUUCAUCUUCACAUCGAUUAUCAACAAAGAAUUUCACUCGAAAUGAUAGUAAUACAUCUGAAAUUGAACAACAGAAAUCACCAUCAAAUCGCGUUCUUCCAACUAUCAAUACAAAUAAUGAAUUAUUACCAACAAUGAUUGACACGACACAAACAAGUAAUCGUAAAAGACAAUUGCCAAAUAUUCCUGCAGCUCAAUUACAUGCAAAUAGAGAAAAAGUCUCCCAAGAUUUAAUUCAAAAAGCAACACAAUUAAAAUUACGGCUUCAUAUGCAACAACAGCAACAACAACGGACAUUAAAUGAAACAAAUCAAUAUGAAAAACGACAAAUGUAUGAAGAUCGUAUACAAAUAUUUAAUAAUGAAGUUAAUCAAAUUCCUACGCCAUCAAAUAAUCAACGUUCAACAUUUCAAUCAAGUAAAUCUAUUGAUACUGAUUCACCACAUCUACAUCAAACACCAUUAAUAACUAAACCAUAUGAAUCAAUGACAAAUUUAACACAAAAAACUUUACCACAUACAACUAUGAUAAAUUCAGGUUUAAAAGAAAAAACACUUUCACGACCACGUAUACCAAUUAUAAGAGAUAAAAGUGCACCAAAUACUUCAUAUCUUAAUCCAAUAUCAACAAGACGAACAACAUCAGCUGGACAACAUCGAAUUGAUUUAGGAAAAACGAAAUUAAAAUCAUUUGAAGAAAAAUAUCAAAAAAAUCUUAGGAAAAGAGAACCUUCUGAAACUCCCGGUGAUGAUGUGGAUUCAGAUGGAUCAGAAUUAUCAACUGUUUCAAAAAUUAGUUCAGUUAGUAUGUUAUCAACACAAUCAGAACGACCACGAAAUGCUCGAAAACAAGUUGUACAAACACGUGUUAAUGAUCAUCAUCAUCAAUUUCAUCGUGAAGAUGAAGUACAAUUAAAUGAAGAAGAACUUCGACAAAUGGCUAUGCGUACACAUGAUACAGUGACAACUACUCCAAUAACAAGUACUACCACAACAACAACAACGACAACAGCAGGUGCAGCAACGACUACAACAACAAAAGAUAAUCUAGUAUCGUCAUCUACAACAGCGACUGGUGAUAAAAUUAUUAAUAUAGGUGGAACAACUAAAACUGAUCCACGUAAUGAUGGCACAUUAUCAGAUUCUGUUUUGAGUUCACAAGGUGAACCAAACAAGAAACGACGACCAUCGAUGUCAUCGAAAGCACUUGUCAUACUUGGAUUAUCAAAAAAGACGAAUAGUGCAUCUAAUCUUGGCUAUGGAAAACGAUUUGGUUUUCAACGUAGCGAAGAAAUAGGUGUACAACCUCAUUUACGUAGUAGAACAUUACAAAGACAAACUAGUAAAGAAAAUGAAACACCAUCAAGUGCACCACCUCUAGAUUCAACACAAUCACCACUUGUAUUAUCUCAUCAUCGUGAUCAAUGUCAUUCGAUGCCACACGAUAUGAAACUAUGGUCCGGUGGUCUUAAAUUACCACAUGAACAUCAAUUUGCUGAUUUUAUUGACAAUCUAGGUACUGGACAAUUAGUUGGCCGACAAGUUCUUGCUUCUCCAUGUCAUGGUGAAAUUCAAGUUAGUCUUCGUGAUCAGCAUGGUUUAUUAGAAGUUGAAAUAGUUCGAGCACGAAAUUUACUACAAAAAUCUCUCUAUAAAAUGCCACCUGCUCCAUAUGUAAAAGUUUAUUUACUUGAUGGAAAAACUUGUGUUGAAAAACAACGUACACGAACGACUCGUCGAACACUUGAUCCAUUAAUACAACAAACACUUGUUUUUAAAGAAAGUUAUCGAGAUAAAGUUUUACAGAUUGGUGUUUGGGGUGAUUAUGGAAAAUUAGAUCGAAAAGUGUUUAUGGGCGUAUGUCAAAUAAAUUUAGAGGAUCUUCGUUUAAUAAGUUCUGCAGCUCAAGUACUUGAUUGGUAUAAAUUAUUUUCCGCUAAUUCUCUAAUGAAUAAUUAUACGAUUGUCCAACAAUCUCCGAAACGAAGAACUUCUAUAGCAACAAAUGAUUCUUUUAAUUCAUUCAAAACUAACUCUAGAUCUUGA